AUGACGCUUCCGGUGUUGAUUGGUGUUUCUGGUUUGUGCGCCAAGAACGCUUCUCGAGUGUUGAUUCGUCAAGCCCCUGUCUUGACAGGGCCAAUUUUAAGGACUUUGCAUAGAAAGCAUUUUCUUACAGGCAGCGUGCUACAAAACAGAUUAUAUUCGGACAAGAACCAAACAGGCAAGGAUCAUAAUGGUGUUACAGGUUCUCAGCAUUCGGAGGACUCGAAGAACACUGUAAAUGGGGCAACAAGUGGUGCAGAAAAUGUUCAGCAGCCCAAGCAACUAAACGGGAUUAAUUCGAGUGAUAUUGAUCCGGCAAAUGGACCUGUAUCACACGCUGUUUUGGCUACUAAGGAACAGCAAGCUAAUAAAGAUUUGUCUAACCCAAGUGCGCAAGCGGAGUUCUAUAAACUUCUCUUGAAAUCGAACUAUCCGCAAUACGUUGUUUCGAGAUUUGAAACUCCUGGUAUUACUUCAUCGCCUGAAUGUAUGGCUUUGUAUAUGGAAGCUUUACAAAGGAUCGGUAGGCACGCUGAUGCUGAGUCUGUGAGGCAGACUUUGUUGACGACUGCUCCAGCUGGAAGUAUUCCUCCUGCCGUGGCUUCAUCUGGUGCUUCUUCCGCUGCAUCGGCUAACGGUGCUGCUGCCCAAGUUACUGGAGGUGUUUCAUCUGGUUAUUCUGGCAUCUAUAAUCCGUACAUGGGAUCCAAAAAGGAACCUCUACAUGUUGUUGUCACUGAAUCCACAUUCUCUAUUGUUUCCAGAUGGUUAAAAUGGUUGAUCGUAUUUGGUGCAGUUACAUACGGUUUGACUGAAGGUUUCAAAUACAUUACAGAACAUUCAACCCUCUUCAAGACAAAUGAAGUCGCCGAUAAAUCUGUGGAUGUUGCAAAGACUAAUGUAAGAUUUGAUGACGUGCGGGGUUGUGACGAAGCUAGAGCUGAAUUGGAGGAAAUUGUCGAUUUCUUAAAAGAUCCUACCAAAUACGAAUCCUUGGGUGGUAAGUUACCUAAAGGUGUUCUAUUGACCGGACCUCCAGGUACUGGUAAGACUUUAUUGGCAAGAGCCACCGCCGGUGAAGCUGGUGUUGACUUUUUCUUCAUGUCAGGGUCAGAGUUUGACGAAGUUUAUGUAGGUGUUGGUGCCAAGCGUAUCAGAGAGUUGUUUGCACAGGCCCGCGCUCGUGCCCCUGCUAUUAUCUUUAUCGAUGAAUUGGAUGCUAUUGGAGGUAAGCGUAAUCCCAAAGAUCAAGCUUACGCAAAACAAACUUUGAAUCAAUUGUUGGUUGAAUUGGAUGGGUUUUCCCAAACAAGCGGUAUAAUUAUCAUCGGUGCCACUAACUUCCCAGAAUCAUUGGAUAAGGCUUUGACAAGACCAGGUAGAUUCGAUAAGGUCGUCAAUGUUGACUUACCUGAUGUUCGCGGGCGUGCUGACAUUUUGAGACAUCAUAUGAAGAAGGUUACUGUUGCUCCUGAUGUGGACCCAACUAUCAUUGCAAGAGGAACCCCAGGUCUUUCUGGUGCUGAGUUGAUGAAUUUAGUUAACCAAGCCGCCGUAUACGCUUGUCAGAAAAAUGCUAUUGCUGUCGAUAUGCAGCACUUUGAAUGGGCAAAGGAUAAAAUCUUGAUGGGUGCUGAAAGGAAAACUAUGGUUCUCACUGAAGCUACUAAAAGAGCCACCGCUUAUCAUGAAGCCGGGCAUGCAUUGAUGGCACUGUACACUGCCGGGGCAACGCCAUUAUACAAAGCAACUAUCUUGCCAAGAGGCAGGGCAUUAGGUAUCACUUUCCAACUUCCUGAAAUGGAUAAGGUGGACAUCACUAAGAAAGAAUGUCUAGCUAGGUUAGAUGUGUGCAUGGGUGGUAAGAUUGCAGAAGAACUGAUUUAUGGUAAGGAAAAUACUACCAGUGGUUGUGGUUCGGAUUUACAAAAUGCUACCAACACUGCUAGAGCAAUGGUUACUCAGUACGGUAUGAGUGAACAAGUCGGACCAGUAAAUUUGGCUGAUAAGUGGGACUCAUGGUCUGGAAAAAUUCGUGACGUUGCUGAUAACGAAGUACUUGAACUUUUGAAAGCUUCAGAAGAUAGGACGAGAGCCUUAUUAGCAGAAAGGGAAAAGGAAUUGCAUAGAUUAGCUCAAGGAUUAAUGGAAUACGAAACAUUAGAUAGUACCGAAAUUCAGAAGGUAUGCAAAGGAGAACCUAUCAAUAAAAUGAAAAUGGCCACUACUACGGUGGUUGAAGGACCAGACAGCGAUGAUCGUAAGGAAAUCGGCGGUGAUAAAUCAAAAAUUCCGGUACUGAUUAAAGCAUGA
Messenger RNA from Kluyveromyces lactis, 2310 nucleotides. RefSeq names its product i-AAA protease YME1 (gene YME1). The record is from RefSeq and is a predicted model, not a curated record. Gene Ontology annotation, biological process: protein quality control for misfolded or incompletely synthesized proteins; mitochondrion organization. NCBI's taxonomy places the organism in Eukaryota, Fungi, Ascomycota, Saccharomycetes, Saccharomycetales, Saccharomycetaceae. Gene Ontology annotation, cellular component: mitochondrial inner membrane. Gene Ontology annotation, molecular function: ATP-dependent peptidase activity; ATP binding; metalloendopeptidase activity. The transcript has a single exon. The coding region runs from base 1 to 2310 and encodes 769 amino acids.